Messenger RNA from Lathyrus oleraceus (garden pea), 1449 nucleotides. RefSeq lists its product as uncharacterized. The transcript has 8 exons. Bases 1 to 1449 code for a protein of 482 amino acids. The record is from RefSeq and is a predicted model, not a curated record. Lineage: Eukaryota; Viridiplantae; Streptophyta; Magnoliopsida; Fabales; Fabaceae.
AUGGUAAAGGUUAAGCGGUUUUCAGACCCACUCAAGUCACCACCUCAAAUAGUAGGUACAACUCAUCCUCCACCUCAAGCUCAACCUCAUGCCACACUUCAAACUCAAUCUCCAACUCAAUAUCAAGCUCCUUCUUUACGGCCUUCACCUCUGGCCCAAUGUCCAACACAUAUCCCAAGUCAUCCUCCAACUCAAACCCAACUUCAUUCUACACUUCAAACUCAAGUUCUAGCUCAUUCUUCACAUCAUAUUCAAGAUCCAACUCAAACUAAAGCUCCAAUACAUAGUCCAACAUAUACUACACCGAUCGUUUUAUCGCCAACUCUUGAAGUUCCACAACAAUCUCAAGAAUCAAGGCAAUGUGUUGGACGGGAGUCCACACAAUAUUGGAGUGUUGAAUCAAUAGAUUUAGGAGGAGUUAUUAAGAAGAUUAAAACCACAAAAGAUCAAGUAAAUAACUUAUCUAUUGGAGAACGUGUAAUUGUGCACUUUGAUGACCAAGGUGCUACAUAUGGCGAAGCACAAGGCUUGCUUGCUGGAUAUUGUGGAAUAUUAGCAAUUGAUGGUAACUUGUUUCCAAUAAGUUUUGGUAGAUGGUCUGGACCACCACCAUCAGGCAUGCCAAAAUGUUAUUUUGAAGAUUGCUUUAAAACAGACAUAAAGCCUCGAUUUUGUUUUAGGACUACUGAAGCUCUUGCAGAGCGAUAUUGUCGGCUCAGCAUUGGGAAAAAGUGGGCUUCCCAUAGGCAAAGAUUAUGGGAUGAAUUCUAUAAUCCAACCUUAACAAGAGAUGAAAUUGUAUCUAAUGUACCACUCGGUGUAGAUAAAACUCAAUGGGAUUUAUUUGUCAACUAUCGUCUAAAACCAUCUACGAAGGAGACUUGUCGCAGAAAUAAGGAAAUACGUAGUAAGAAAGUGGUUCCUCAUACCGGUGGUUCUAAACCACUCUCACGAAAAAGACAUGAAGUGUUUUUACAAGUUGGAAUACAACGCAGUCGUGGACAAUUAUAUAUUGAAAUCCAUAAGAAAAAGGAUGAGUCAGUUGUAAAUCAUGCAGCAAAAACUUUAGUGGAAGAAAUUGAAGUGAGUUUGACUCAAAGCACUAAUGAUGAAUCUAUAGUUUCUCCUAAUGAUGUUAUUGGUAAAAUUUUGGGGCCUGAGCAUCCUGGAAGAGUACGAUGUUUAGGUAUGGGAGCAACACCUAGUUAUACAUUUAGAAAUACCAGAUUUCGACUUUCAGACUCAGGAGCAUUUAAAGCUUAUAUAAUAAUGAAAGAAGGAAGGAUCCCUAAUGAAUUAGUUGGUGUCUUUGGUCCAUCAAAUCCAGCCAAUGUCGCAGGUGAGUCAGAUUCAUCAAAGAAUGUAACGGAACCUAAUUCACCAAUGGAUGCAAGUGACUCUGAUUUACCAAUAGAUGCAAGAGAAAUGUCUAGUGCUAGCAACAUUUGA